AUGUCUACGUGUCGUCACCAUGUCGUGUCUGUAGUACUCGGAUACGAUACGAACGAACAUCAGAGCAGCAGCGCCGCCAUGAACCAGCACGUGGGCAAGAAGCUCCCGGGUACAUCGAAGACAGCCUCUGAAAAUCUAAACAAGAAAUGUCACGUGCAGCUCGGCGAGCCUGGCACGAAGAGAGCGUUCGCAACCUCCAGCAAACUUGCAGAUCCAACCGGAGAAGUGUCCAAGUACCGAGGAGAACUAGCUAAGGAAACCAAGGACUUGCUCAUGCAGACAUCUUCUUGUUACGGACACGAUGUUGUACCGUACGUAUCGUCGACGCAACUCGCUACGCAAUGGGGCAAGCAGGCCGUGGAGGAAACGAUCCGACUGCGAAAUGAGAUUCGAGCUCGAACAGGCCCGCGACCGACUCGAGGCAUGUCCUAUGAUGACGAGAUUGAGUACGUCUCGGAAGCCAAGAGUGCAUACGAGAAUACGUUCAAGAUUCACAAGCCUUCGACGAUGGCUGCGUCUGUCAAAAAUGAUUUGCGCUCAACACACUUUUCACUGGGGCACGAGAUGUUGGACUACAAGACAUCGAGCCAUAUUGCGCACCUCUCUUCAGACCAGUUCGCACUUUACGGUACUCGGGCUCCACCACUCCACGAUCUGAAAAAGUCAACGGUGGAAAUCUCGUGA
Messenger RNA from Phytophthora infestans T30-4, 684 nucleotides. RefSeq lists its product as uncharacterized. Bases 1 to 684 code for a protein of 227 amino acids. The record is from RefSeq and is a predicted model, not a curated record. The transcript has 2 exons. Lineage: Eukaryota; Oomycota; Peronosporomycetes; Peronosporales; Peronosporaceae.